Messenger RNA from Dioszegia hungarica, 1398 nucleotides. Its product is annotated as WD40-repeat-containing domain protein. Gene Ontology annotation, cellular component: cytosolic [4Fe-4S] assembly targeting complex. The record is from RefSeq and is a predicted model, not a curated record. The coding region runs from base 1 to 1398 and encodes 465 amino acids. Gene Ontology annotation, molecular function: protein binding. Gene Ontology annotation, biological process: iron-sulfur cluster assembly. The transcript has 5 exons. NCBI's taxonomy places the organism in Eukaryota, Fungi, Basidiomycota, Tremellomycetes, Tremellales, Bulleribasidiaceae.
AUGCCUCAGCUACAGCUCAUAGCGUCUCCGCAGUCGCACGCCGAGCCUGCUUGGGCCGUCGCGUUCAACCCAAAGCGUAAUCUCCUGGCGUCCUGCUCGACCGACAAGACGGUUCGAUUGUACUCUUACUCCCUCCCCUCAUCUUCCAAGCCGGUCCAUCAGCACGCCUUCCCAUCGGCCAGCUCGGACAAGCCGGUCAUACAUCACGUCAAAACGAUUGAGACGGAACAUAAGCGCACGAUCCGGUCGCUUGCCUGGGCCCCUUCUGGCAAGACGCUAGCUACGGGCAGCUUCGACAGUACUGUCGCGAUAUGGGAAGAGUUAGAUGGGGAUGGGGACGAAGGAGAGGAGGAAGGUCAGGAAGGGGUGUAUAAGCCCAAGGCGCCUACGAAGGUGUCGGGAGAUGUGGAUAUGGACGACGACGAUGGGGAUGAAGGGCAAGGCGAGCGGGACGUCAAGGAGUGGGAGUGCGUGACGACCCUGGAAGGCCACGAGUCGGAGUGCAAGACGGUAGGAUGGAGUGCGGACGGAGCGCUGUUGGCGAGUUGUUCGAGAGAUAAGAGUGUUUGGGUAUGGGAAGUCCAACCCGACUCCGACUUUGAAUGUAUCGCUGUCCUGAUGGAGCAUUCGCAAGAUGUCAAGAACCUCUCAUGGCAUCCACACGAAGAGAUCCUCGCUUCUGCAUCAUACGACUCCCACAUCCACAUGCAAUGGGACGAUCCCGACGGUGACUGGUGCAUCUUCCAGAAGCUACACCCCAAACUUCCCCUCUCGCAGAUCAACAUCCCACGAUCGGACGCCGCAGCAUCUCCCAGCCAAGGUCAGAUCUCGGCGUACAACUCGCUCGUGACUGCGCUCUUACCGACUCCAGAAGAGCGCGAGGCGGAGACAUAUCUCAACGUACCGCCGUUGCUAGAGGAUGAGACAGUAUGGAGUCUCGCGUGGAGCCCUUGUGGGCGGUUCUUGGCCAGUGGAGGGGAUCUAGGUGGGAUUAGAAUAUGGGCUAGAACCGGAAACAACCCUGACUCCCCAUUCGUCGAAAUCGCACACACCGCCGCCCACUCCCGGUCCUGCUUCACCCUCGCCUGGGCUCAGGGCGGUACUCUCCUCGCCGCCGGAGGUCUGGGUAUCCUAGCCAGCGCCGGCGCGGACGGCAAGAUCAUCGUCUGGCAAAUCACUACUCCCGUCAGCGCGGACGGUGCAGAGGCCGACGCGCCGAGCAAAAAGCCGAAAGUCAGCAUUGCGCCUAUCGCCGCUAUCCGGGAGGCGCAUGGUGUGGCGGAUGUGAACUGUGUGAGCUGGCUGCAAAGGGAAGAUGGGGGCGGACAAGGGGUGCUGGCGAGUUGUGCAGAUGAUGGGAGCGUGAAGGUGUGGAGGGUGGUUGCGGAUGCGGAAUAA